Messenger RNA from Penaeus indicus, 363 nucleotides. RefSeq lists its product as uncharacterized. Gene Ontology annotation, cellular component: nucleus. The transcript has a single exon. The record is from RefSeq and is a predicted model, not a curated record. NCBI's taxonomy places the organism in Eukaryota, Metazoa, Arthropoda, Malacostraca, Decapoda, Penaeidae. Bases 1 to 363 code for a protein of 120 amino acids. Gene Ontology annotation, biological process: chromatin remodeling.
AUGGUCUCCAGUUUUGCACCUCAAGUGGGAUGCGGUGAUGAUGAGAAGUUGAGUUUCUGGAGGGACUUGGACAGUGUUGUGCAGGGGAUAGAAGAUGGUGAGAGAAUAGUGAUUGCAGGGGAUCUGAACGGAAGCGUAGGCUGGAGUGGUGUCGGGUAUGAAGGUGUACACGGUGGACAUGAUAUCAGCAAUGUUAACCAAGAAGGUAUGGCAAUAUUAGAAUUUGCAACUGCAUACGAAAUGAAGUUGGUAAAUACCAUGUUCACUAAGAUUCCAAACCACCUGGUGACUUGCAAUAGUGGAGGCCACCAAAGUCAAAUAGACUACAUAAUGGUCCAAAAAACUGAAAGAUCGCAAUAUUAG